Molecule: messenger RNA, 3362 nt
Organism: Ceratina calcarata
Lineage: Eukaryota; Metazoa; Arthropoda; Insecta; Hymenoptera; Apidae
Gene: su(w[a])
Product: suppressor of white-apricot
Exons: 8
Coding region: 793-3165 (790 amino acids)
Biological process (GO): mRNA 5'-splice site recognition; RNA processing
Molecular function (GO): RNA binding
Source: RefSeq, a predicted model, not a curated record
AUUAUUUCGCGAUGAUGACAAGGCGAAAAUGAUUGAUCAGGGGAAACAUUUGAUACCAUGGAUGGGCGAUAGCACGUUGAAGAUAGACAGAAGAAUAAUGUCUGAGUCCGAAGCUAAGCACAUAGGCAGCAGUUCGGAAAAUGUCGAAGCGGGCUACAACAUGGUUAACGUACGGAUAAGCAAUCUGGAGACUGUUUAAGGUUUCCGCAGGUGGUGCCGUGAAAUAGGCGGUGUGGAUGCGCGAUAUACCUAUGUAUCCGCGAUCUACACGGCCGUAGAGCAGCGUGCUCUCAUCACGUUCGUGUUCGUGGCUGAACGUCGCCAGCAGCAAGGUGAGACACAGCGUAGAGAGACAAACGGCAGCUGACGAUUGUAGGCACUACAAUCGUUCAGCAUGGUAUGUAUUUUAUUACCGGCAUUAACGCGCAACGCGGUUCCUGUGCUUCUCCUUUGGAUUCGUAUAUUUACGAGAGACCGAUCGCGGAUCUUUAUUUCUCUUGCCCUAACAUGUACAAUUGUCAUCUGAGUAAAUUCGAACAACGCUACAUAGCCCUCGCAUUAAAUUUCCAUCUCGAUUCGGAUUAUUGUUUGUAAUCGUGAACUCGUACCGGCGCCGACGAUCGAAUAAAAGCUUAAAAGUAUGUCACAAAGUGUUGUAUAAUCGUCUUCUAUAUUUCAGAGGAAGUUUGAUUUUGACUCAAGCAGGUUUUGCUUCGUGACAUAAUUUUCAGAUGCCGAUAAAACGAGCAAUGUCUCGAAAACGCGUGCCGUCUUCUACCUCUGAUACGAUUUAUGUAUGUGUAUAGAUACGAUGGACGCGGUGCGCUGGGGGACCUGCGGAUUUACGAACCGCCGACAGGCGGGUUCGAUCAAAGAACCAUCCUUACGGAGGACGAACUGAGAGUGGAGCAAUUAUGCGAUGAGGAACGCUAUCGGUCACUGUACAACAACGAUGUGGAGGAAUCCGUGUAUCACGAGGAGGAGAUGAAAAGAUUGCGUCAGGCUCUGGAUUCGGAGAACGCGUACAGUCAAGUGGCGUACGACUACAAUGAGGAUGGGAAUGCGGCGAAAGCUACCAGCGAGGACUCACAAAGUCCGAAGCGAUCGGAAGGCUCCCAAGAAGAAGAUCAGGCCUUUGUUCCACCUCCCGAAUUAGAAAUUCCGGAAGGAAUUGCACUGCCGGAGACACAAAAAUUGAAUGCCAUUAUAACGAAAACAGCGCUGUUUAUAAGUCGCCAAGGCGGCCAAAUGGAGAUACUGAUUAAAGCGAAGCAGGCGAAUAACCCUCAGUUUUCCUUCUUGUCGAUAGACGGACGGCUUCAUCAAUAUUACAGAUUCGUAUUGGACGCGAUCAAGACUGGAAAAUAUAAUCCAGAAAAGCCGCCUGAGAAGGAAGAAUCCGAACACGAAGAAGGAUCGUCGGAUCAAGACGAUGAACCGUAUCUUCAUCCAAGCUUGGCAUCGUCGCUGACCAAGAUAGAAGCGGCACCCAGCAUUCCGAGUAUACAGUACAAACCAUCAGCCGACUGCGCUUAUUCGAUGCUCGUGAACAAAAUAACCGGAAAGCCGCCACCUUCGAAAGCACCGUUACCACAUCCCGAAGCGAUUCAACCGGCAACAACCACGGGAUACUAUCACCUCGCGCCAGGACAGGCUUACAGUCCCUAUCCGAGCACGGUACCAACGGCGGGGACAGCGUCAGCAGUAGCCGCGCCUGUACAGUACUCUCACGGCCCGGUAAUAUACGGACAAUUGCCAAACGGGCAGAUGCAGCCACCUUUACAUCUCGCCUCGGUGAAUCUAAUGCCCGUGAACGAAACCGUCGCGACGCAAGUCUCGAUGAUCGAGCAACCGUCGUUAGUGCCGUACGGUAACACGCCUCAGAAGCAGCUGAGCAGGCCUUCGUUCAUCGUACCACCCGCGGACGUACAGAUAAUCAUCGACAAGAUGGCCAGCUACGUGGCGAAGAACGGUAGAGACUUCGAAGCUAUUGUGAAAAACAAAGGAGACCCGAGGUUCAACUUCUUGGAGCUGUCGCACCAGUAUCACGGCUAUUACGCGCACAAGUUGACGAUAUACGAGGGCGCGGUGAAUCCGAAGGUGUUGACAGAAGAAGAACUUCUGCAGAAACAGGAACCUCAGGAAGAGAAACAGAAGAAAUUAGAAGAAUUGCAGAAGAAGCAACAGAGGAUGGAAGAAGUGCAGAAAAGAGUGAAGAUGAUACAAGCAAAGAAAAAAUGUGAACCGAGGACGAGUCAAGGAACGACGAGUUCGGAAGGAGUCAGGCAAGUGACGACCGUGUCGUUCUCGAUAAAGAAACCGAAGGACGGGGACACAGCAGUGAUCGAGAAACGGAAUGCCCUUCCGUUGGAGGAGAGCGACGACGAGAUGGAAGAGAACAAGGAUGGACACUCGAGGUCGGGUUCGCCGCAAAAUUCGAGCGAGCACGGUUCGUUGACAGCUUCUGGAAUCGUCGAGAAGGAGAACACGAGGAAGUUGAGGCACGAGGACAAAGAAUUGGUGGAUCUGACGGAUGAGAUUUUAGAAGAUUGUCAGAAGGAGAUCAGGCACAAGCAAGCUGAAGACAGGAUCAAAGACAAACUAGUCGCGGCGGCGAGAGAUAAACUGGCAGCCACUUCGAAAGAGAGACAGCUACAAUUGGAGAGGAAGAAAAAGGCGGCCGUGUUUUUGAGUCAAAUACAAAGUUCCAGCUUGUCGAGGUCUAAUCCCUCCACGACUACCUCUGGGCACGGGAGGAAGGACGAUUCGGACGAGGUUCAAUCCCUUCCUUCGCCAUCCGCCUCGCCGUCGUUAGACGAUGCGAAAACUUCCUACGAUUCGAGGACCAGCGGUGGAAAUUCGCUGAUGGACAGAUUGAAGAGCGCGGAUUUGACUGGGAAAAGAUCUAGACCGCGAUCGAGAAGUCCGAGCGGGAGCCGAAGUUACUCGGACAGGCAAAAGUAUCAUAAGAAACACAAAAAGAAGAAAAGUUCCCAUAGAAGCAAUCAUGAAAGUCGAAGCAGCUCACGAUCGCGCAGAUCGAAGAAGAGCAAGAAGUCGUCCUCGAGGCACAGGUCUCCGUCGCGAACGCCGUCCCGGAGGCACCAGCACAGCGCACGACGAAAGGGAAGCAACUCCUCCUAUUCGGAUUCGAGUUCGUCAUGAAAAACCGCCCGCGAGACUCUUUAAACACAUUGCUACGUGUCAAACUGUAUAUUAUAUACACGUAAACUAAGUGUAUGCACGGCUGCGUACGCGCGCGACUGAUCGAGGCGACGAUAAUUUAAUACAUACUUUUGUCCACGGAAGUGAAAUGAAGAGUGUAAGAUUAAAGAAUAAACAGGAAUUUUAACAAGAUGGUA